Molecule: messenger RNA, 1014 nt
Organism: Aedes albopictus (Asian tiger mosquito)
Lineage: Eukaryota; Metazoa; Arthropoda; Insecta; Diptera; Culicidae
Exons: 3
Coding region: 159-758 (199 amino acids)
Source: RefSeq, a predicted model, not a curated record
AUGAAGGCGAAGUUCGCGAAGUUCAUCUCAGUCAGUCAAAUGCCUUGUUAUUAUUUACAUUCUUAAAUUUUGAAGAGCACAAACUUUUUCAUGAUUUUCCGCAGAAAUUCUGUGUAAAAUAAAGUUAAUUUGCCUUCCUCUCGGAUCCACAACCAAAAAUGACCAGAACCUGCUUCGUGCGUGGCUGCAAAAGUAGAGCCAAUUUGAAAGGCAUGCCCCCGAACUCGAUCAAGUUUUUCCACUUUCCAAAAAUUGAUCGUCGGACCAAAACGUUCGAGGCGCUUUCCACUACCAGGCGGAAAAUGUGGUGCAAGGUGCUGGGGGUGACGGACCAGAAGCGCUUCGAUUACCACGUCGUUUGUGCUUAUCAUUUUGUAACAGGUCAAAGCGCCAAGCUGAACGAAGAUGGACACGUAGAUUGGGUGCCCAGUUUGUAUCUGACUGAGGAGGCGGCUAGUCGUAUCCCGCGAAAUGGACCAAAAAAGCUCACACACGUACAGGUGCAGUCGGAGUUUACCCGGAGGCAGUUCGAUUAUACGGCCCCCGCACUGGUGAUUGACGACGACAGCGAUGAUAGCUACGAGUACGACAUCACGGAGAUGGUAAAGGAUCGUCAGGAAGAAUGUCCGCAGCAGUCACUGAUAAUCGAGAACAACACCGGCAUCGUGCAGGAGGUGAAGGUGGACUUCACCAACGGUGAUUUUACUGGGGCUUACAAAGAUGGAAAGAUUCGUAUCCCUAGGAUCCCUAGAAACUAAGAGGUGGAGAAAGUGCAUACUGACUGGUUUGGGGUUGUUUAUAAAUUACGUAAGAUAACCUUAAUUGAUUUUCGACUUUCCAUCCCCCCUUGUAAGAUGCUUUGUAUGAAAAAAUAAACAAAUAUGUCCCAAUAACGCGUAAAAUGUCUCAAACCUACCAUCAUAAGUCCUUACGUAAUUUAUAGACGCUCCCUAUUUAUUAAAUAAUGUGCUGCACACUACCAAUGAUUCAUUAUUAUAAUUAGUUUUAUACUUA